AUGAGCGACCACGAAAGUGACAACUACGAUAGCGAGCCAGAUAUUUUUGAAAUUAUUGUCAGCGACUCUGAGGACGAUCUGGAUAUGGAGGAUCUUUUCAGUGCACCAGCAACAGGGACUCAGAACACCACUAUGGAUGAGGAGUGCCAAGUCGAGGAAGGGGUUUCGAGAAGACGAACUGUUGAAGGACACCAUGUUAGUGAAGACAAUGAGGACUACUUGCAGAGAACCUAUGGUGUCAAGAGCACGCAGUACUGUUUUCGGCUUGGGAAGAAGCACAUUUACUGUCGAAACUUUAUUAUUGAAGAGCGGUCAAGUGGCAAUGUUGUCAUCAACCCGACCGCGAGGUUUUACAAC
This is a messenger RNA of Candida albicans SC5314, 357 nucleotides long. RefSeq lists its product as uncharacterized. The annotation marks the transcript as partial. Lineage: Eukaryota; Fungi; Ascomycota; Pichiomycetes; Serinales; Debaryomycetaceae. The record is from RefSeq and is a predicted model, not a curated record. The transcript has a single exon.